AUGGAAAUACCUACUAUUGAUGUUACAAUCCGGGUGAAGACUCAGCAAUUGAUAAUACCGAGCACAGUUGCUGUGAACGGUCUGCCACGAAGACAUUGGAAAGUUGGGUUAUGUAUGCUGGACGAAAAAGAAGGAGAGGUUGAGAUAAAUAUAAUUUCAAAUUGUACCUUUUUUUUACAUGAAACUUUUGAAGAGCCUGUAAGAUCGUUCAAUAGUCCACCCUUCGCUGUUGAAGAAGACGGAUGGGGUGAGUUCGAAAUGAAGAUUGUUUGCGAUUUCGUUGAGAAUGGUGGUAAAUUCACCAUUCGUCACUCUCUAACAUUUGACGAGCCCGCAUAUGGAGUCGACUACGAUAUCAAGGUCCCUUAUCACAUACCGCUUCUGAAAACGCUGUUAUCAAAACACUUCAAGCUACCCGAUGUCUCCAAAGAUGAGAAAAAGAACAAUAUGUCCUCGGCAACUUCUUGGUUCAAACAAAUAGCUUCUGCUGAUCAGGACGUCGUGACCGAAGUUGUCCAGAUGAUAGUUUCACAUCCUGCGGUUCAAGCAGAGGUAAACAAACGACCAAAACACGAUGAUUUUCUGUUAGGUAUCCAUCAAUUACCAAAUGAGCUAGUAAAAAGAAUUGCGGAAUAUAUACGUAAUACAGACUCUGCACAAUAA
Zygotorulaspora mrakii is the source of this 663-nucleotide messenger RNA. It is a transcript of the gene SAS5, whose product is annotated as Sas5p. The record is from RefSeq and is a predicted model, not a curated record. Gene Ontology annotation, cellular component: NuA4 histone acetyltransferase complex; Swr1 complex. Bases 1 to 663 code for a protein of 220 amino acids. Gene Ontology annotation, molecular function: histone binding. Gene Ontology annotation, biological process: chromatin remodeling; regulation of transcription by RNA polymerase II. The transcript is spliced from 2 exons. Lineage: Eukaryota; Fungi; Ascomycota; Saccharomycetes; Saccharomycetales; Saccharomycetaceae.